Messenger RNA from Rhizophagus irregularis DAOM 181602=DAOM 197198, 930 nucleotides. RefSeq lists its product as uncharacterized. The record is from RefSeq and is a predicted model, not a curated record. NCBI's taxonomy places the organism in Eukaryota, Fungi, Glomeromycota, Glomeromycetes, Glomerales, Glomeraceae.
AUUAGAUAAAGACUUUGAUACAUUGUAAUUUACUUUUUAAUUUGAAUGAAAUAUUAAAGAAAUUACGAAAUCCUCAUAUAAGUGUAACAUAAACAGUAAAAAUAAGUAUUAAUUAUAUUCUUAAUAAGAUACGAGUUUGUUUGACGAAUUCAGCCAUGAUAACAAUAUAACGAAUCAUAUAAAACUAGGAUUUAAAUAUUUUCACACGGGUUUAAAAAAAUACUUAUUUUUCCCCUAAAUAAAAAUUUUUAUCAGUACACUUAUCAUGGAAGACGAUAUCAAACUCUUAAAAAAGAGCCUGGGUGAUGACCUUAAGAUCAAAUCUCCAAAGGAUGGGCAUCCUAAGGACCCAGAAUUUCUAGUCCAAAUAGACUUUCAUGGGCUGACCGUUGAACAGGCAGAACCGGUCCUGCAACGUUUCAAAGAUUCCGAAAAGCUACUUAAAAAAGCUGCAUGUGUGAGAUUCAUUACCGGACAUGCGAGAAGUCGAGAAACUGAAUCGAAAUUGAAGCCUCUGGUGUCGAAAUUUUUAAACACCAACUAUAGGAGAGCUGCCGGUAAAAAAGUAGAUGAAAAAGCAAAGGGUCAUAUCGACUUAAUGAUAACGAGGAGUAAUGGUCAGAAAAAUAAGAACAGUACCCAGUCUACUACCAGCAGCGAAUCAAGAAAGAAUCAAGGAGCAGGAAAAUCAUCAUCACGCUCCGGAAAUCGAGCUGACCGGCAUCACAUUGAGUUAUAGUGUUACGCGUCAGUCCAUAGCACACAGUUCGCAGCAAUUCACAGCAUUCGUUUUUAUAUCGAAGCGAGCGAUUCUUUGUUCAAUCAAGUAUUUGUGUUUUUUUUCAAUUUUCACUAUAUAUUUAAAAAAAUGUUUAUAUAUUAUAUAAUUUAUUAAGUAAGACAUAUCUUAUUGGGUUUUUUAUAAAUUAG